This is a messenger RNA of Ogataea haglerorum, 1224 nucleotides long. RefSeq lists its product as uncharacterized. The record is from RefSeq and is a predicted model, not a curated record. The coding region runs from base 1 to 1224 and encodes 407 amino acids. Gene Ontology annotation, cellular component: cytoplasm. The transcript is spliced from 2 exons. Gene Ontology annotation, biological process: heme biosynthetic process. NCBI's taxonomy places the organism in Eukaryota, Fungi, Ascomycota, Pichiomycetes, Pichiales, Pichiaceae. Gene Ontology annotation, molecular function: hydroxymethylbilane synthase activity.
AUGUUGUCGUCACCGCUUCACCAAUCACCACUCAACAAGUUGCAUACCAUCCACUCAUUAGGACCAGCACAAUUGCCACAAUCACAGCAAAAGAUGUCCCAGACAACGAACUCCUCCUCUUCCACUGUAAAGAAAGAAAAGGUUGUUUACGACUCGUCGGCAUCAGUUUUUAAUAAUAAUCAAUCAAAGUCUGGACCCAUCCUUGAUGAGGUGGAAGAAGAUCUUGACAUUCCUAACAAUACUGUCCGCAUCGGCUCCAGGAAAUCCCAACUCGCUGUAGUCCAGUCUGAAAUUGUUGGUAUAGGCAUUCAAAAACUUUAUCCAAAUCUGCAAACUCCAAUUGUCAAAUUGAGCACUUUGGGUGACCAAGUGCAAAACAAACCGCUGUACUCUUUUGGCGGCAAGUCGCUAUGGACCAAAGAGUUGGAGAUCCUUCUACUUCAGAGUUUUGGUGAAUUCGAACAAAUAGACAUGAUUGUCCACUCGCUCAAGGACAUGCCAACUAGCCUGCCAGACGAAUUUGAACUCGGAUGCAUUCUCCAAAGAGAAGUCAUGAGAAAAGAUUCCCCAUACAAGUCCCUCUCUGAACUGCCAGACGGUUCUGUAGUGGGAACUUCGUCCGUAAGAAGAUCCGCACAAUUGCUGAAGAACCAUCCAAACUUGACGUUCAAGAGCAUCAGAGGAAACCUUAAUACCAGAAUUAGCAAGCUUGACGCUCCAGAUUCCGAUUAUGCAUGUGUCAUUUUGGCGGCCGCUGGCUUGAUAAGAAUAAACUUGGGCCAUAGAAUCACACAAUAUUUGGGCCCUGAUGAGAUGCUCUACGCAGUUGGACAGGGAGCUCUUGGAGUUGAGAUCCGUAAGAAUGAUCCAAAGAUGAAAAAGAUCUGUGAGCGGUUGGACUGUAAAUCAACUUCGAUUAGAUGCCGUGCUGAAAGAGAACUUUUGCGCACUCUGGAAGGAGGAUGCUCUGUUCCUGUUGGAGUUUGGUCAGAUUACAACAAGGACACUCACGAAUUGUACAUGAAAUCUGUCGUGCUCAAUGUCGGAGGAACACAGUCUGUCGAGAAGACUUUAAUCAGGAAGGUGGAGAACUAUGAGGAGUCUGUUGCAUUUGGUCGCGAGUUGGCAUUACUCUUGAUUAACGGAGGCGCCAAAGCCAUUUUGAAUGAAAUCGAUUACGACAAAAUAAAUGAGGUCAAGCAACAGGGCCUUACAAAGGUGUGA